Molecule: messenger RNA, 3808 nt
Organism: Centruroides sculpturatus (bark scorpion)
Lineage: Eukaryota; Metazoa; Arthropoda; Arachnida; Scorpiones; Buthidae
Product: zinc finger protein 226-like
Exons: 12
Coding region: 228-3662 (1144 amino acids)
Biological process (GO): regulation of transcription by RNA polymerase II
Cellular component (GO): nucleus
Molecular function (GO): RNA polymerase II transcription regulatory region sequence-specific DNA binding; DNA-binding transcription factor activity, RNA polymerase II-specific
Source: RefSeq, a predicted model, not a curated record
CUACAAAUGAAGAAACAAAUGUUAAUGAUAUACAUAUUAAAAAUUUGGGUGCAAGAGAAUUAGGAAUUACAAAAGAACAACAAAAGUGGACAUGUUCUCAAUGUACUUCAGAAUUUUUUGACUGUAUAGAAUUUGCCAGACAUUUACAAAAUCAUUAUAAGCCAACAAGCAAUAAAAGAGGUAGGAAAAGAGCAGAAGAAAAAUUAUUACUGAAAGAAAGACACUUUAUGAAAAGAAAAACAAUCAUUAAAAAUUCAAAACCUAAUGAAAAACAAUCUGAACUUAGAAGUGAAAAUGAAACAUCAGAAAAUAAUGAGAAAGAAACUGUUAACAAUAUGGAAAAUAAUACUCCAAAGGAUAAUUUAGAAAAUGAAACGAAUGAAAUGGAACAGGAAUCUGUUCAUUCAUUACAAGGUGAUAGUGGAAUUGAUGUAGAUAUGGAGAAAGAAUUACCAGAAGUCCAGAUUUCUCCUGAAGAUGAGACAUCUAUUCCCGGAACGGUUACUUGCGCUACUCAAACUUAUAGUAACAAGGGAAGGAAACGGAAAAGCGAAAUGGCAAUCACCGAAGAUACGACUUUCAAAGAUAAGAAAUAUCAAUUCGUAUCCAGAAAUAUUUCUCAGUCAGCAUCUAGAAAAUAUAACCUCAGAAGAACCAGAAAAGCAUUAGUUUUAAGUGAUGAUGAAACUGGUGAUAAAGACUUAUCAGAAUAUGAUGACGACGACGAUGACGAUGAUGAUGAUGAUGAAUAUGAUGAUGAUGAUGACGACGAUGAUUAUAAGUAUUCGGAAUCUGAAUAUGUUCAAGAAGCUGAUUCUCAAAUUUCUUCUGCAGUUUAUAAUAAAGAUACUUCUCAAACUAUGGAUUCAGUUGACAAAGAUGUCUCGGACGUUCAAGAAAAUGAUCAAUCUUUGCAACUAAAUUCAAAUGAAAUGAAUAAUUUGACUGAAAAUUCACAAAUACAGAGUGAUGAGGAAUCUGAAAAUGUGCUAGGUGAAUGCAAAACAUCUAAAGAAAAUGAAGAUAAGUUAAGACAAAUUUCAUUAUUACAGAACAAAUUUUCUUCUAAGAGAACAGGAUUAUACAAUUGUGAUUUGUGCGGGAAAGGAUUUAAUAAAACUCUGUAUCUUUUUCGGCACAUCAGAAAACACACGGGAGAAUUCACCUGUCAAAGAUGUCAUAAAGUUUUUGCUAGGAAGGAAAAUAUGAUAAAACAUAACUGUCCAGCAAUGAUAAAUUCGCAGGGUGAUGGGAACUUUGAAUUUUCUUGUAAUUAUUGUAAAAAAUCAUUUUAUACGGAGAAACUUUUAGCCAAACAUAAGAUCAAACAUACUGGAGAAUUCACCUGUUCCGAUUGUAAAAAGAGUUAUUCUACUAAGGUUAUUUUCCUUGUCCGACAUGUCAUAAACGCUAUGAAGCCGUCUACUGAACAGUUUAAUUGUAGCAUCUGUAACAAAAGUUUUACUAAAGAAACAUAUUUAUUAAAGCAUCUUCCUGUACAUACUGGUCAGCAUUCUUGCCCCAUUUGUGGAAAGUGGUUAAGAUCUGUGGAAUCUCUUACCAAUCACAUGAGAAUGUGUGGCCAGGUUAAAGAAAUUGAAGUUAAUGGUCAAGCAAAAUGUCCUAAUUGUCAAGAGGUGUUUACAGAUAUAAUAGAGUUUAGACGUCAUCAGUACGAACAUACACAUAUUCAUGCUUGUGAAACAUGUGGAGCACGAUUUCGGAAUAGGGUUUCUUUAGGACUCCAUGUGUGCCAGGGCAAAGAUCUGAAUUGUGAUAUGUGCAAUAAAGUUUUUACUAAUCAUGCAAAUUUACAGCGACACAAGUUCAUUCAUGGAGAACCAAUCUACAAGUGUUCCAAAUGCGGAAAAGGAUUUCAUCGGAAGGAUUCUCUCUUAAAACAUCCAUGUGAAAGAGCCAAAAAUAAUAAUUCUGUUCUCGAAAAGAAAAAGAAAUCUGGAAAUUUGAUGCCAUUGAUCUGUGAAAUUUGUGGAUCAAUGUUUUCUUGUACAAGCAGCUUAAACGUUCACAAAAAUCUUCAUGGUGAAAAGAAAUUUUCAUGUGAUUAUUGUGGAAAGAAGUUUCAUAGGAAAGAUAUAUUGCUCGAGCAUCAUGCCGUACAUGGAGCACCUAGUUUUCCUUGUCCGACAUGUCAUAAACUGUUCAAAACAAGAAAAUCUUUAGACACUCACGUUAUGAUACACGAUGGUGUUAAACGUUACAAAUGUGCAAAAUGUGGGAAGGAAUUUUUUCAGAAAGGUAACUUACAGAAGCAUGAGGAGACACAUAAUAAAGAACGCAAACACAUAUGUACUGUCUGUCAGAAAUCUUUCAGUACUAGAGAAUAUUUGUAUAUUCACAUGCUUGAGCAUACGAGAGGUAGAAUUUACGGUUGUGGAGUUUGCGGUCGUUCUUUUGUGAAAGAACAUCAGCUUCGUAGUCACCACAGGAUGUUUCACAGUAAUCAGUCUUAUUCUUGUAAAUAUUGUGGCCUUUCUCUGAAAUUGAGACAUUCAUUAAAGAGACAUCUCAGGAAGAAACAUAGUGAAUUUGAAAACGAAUGGAAAAAAGCAGAUUUUGUAAAUGCGAUGUUAAUUACAAAAAAUACUGCAAAGCAAACGGAUCCUUCUUCGGAAUCGUACAUAAUUCCCGACAUAACUUCGACCCAAGGUGCAGAAGUUUUAUUAGCAGUUGCUGGUCUCGGAAAUCAGGAAUUACAAGAUGCGCUUGUAUCAGGUCAAGCUCAAAUUAAGCAAGGAACCUCACCUGACACUUUUGAAAUAUCAGUGCCUUUUAAUAACGAACAAGAUGAUAACAUCACUAACGACGGCCAAAUUAUUUUAACUACAGAAAGCGGUACCGAUAUAACGUUACCGAAUAAUUUUAUACAGAAACAACUUCAGUGUCCCGUCGAAGUUAUGUGUUCGGACGAUGGUAAACAAUACAUUACGCUUCCAGUCGAAUCUAAUGGUGCAGUGCGGUCAGAAGGAGAACCAUAUCAAAUAACGUUACCUCUGCAGUCGGAAGUCGACGGUGCAGAAAAGUUGCAUGGUAUUACAAUACCACUCGACCAGUUUGCAAAUAUGGGAGAAGAAUACGAAAUUACUCUACAAAGAGAAGAGACGGGAGACAAAACACACGGUUCAAAUAAUGGAGAAAAGGAGAAUUAUCAAAUAUUGUCAGACGUAGCCGGUGUCGAAGAACACUAUGAAGUAAUGCGCUCAGAAGAGUAUGGCAACAUAGAUGAACAGUAUGAGGUAACCACUCUGUCCAACCAACAGAUGGCUGGUUCUAAUGAUAAUGAAUAUGAAGUGACUGUAGACAACACAUCACAGGAACUAGCCAGUACAAAUCAAUAUCAAAUAACUCUUCCAAAUCAAGAAAUGAGUGAAAAUGAACAGUUUCAGAUUACUUUAUCUAAUGAACAGAAUGAUACGAACUUGGUCGCACAAACCGAAGAUGGUCAACAGAUAGUUAUAUCUGGAAAGGAUUUACCAGUAGGAACACAUCACAUUGUACUUAACACAAGUAAAUUAUCAGAUAUAACUGAUACAGACAAUCUUGAUCAAGAUACGAUAGUUCUAGAGGAAGGAGCGACCAUUCUUCAGCGGCAGGAAGGAGAUGUACUGUUGUACGUCUUAACCAACGAGCAGCAACCUUGAAAUUUAUAACUGCCUUUUGUAUAUAUUUAUACACACACACACGUAUAUAUAUAUUGUACAGAUAAAAUAAAUUUUCAAUAUUUUUUCCUUUGUAGAAAUAGAUGUAAAAUUAUUAUUAUUAUUUUUUUAAAUUACAAUUUUUCACC